AUGAUUAAGAUUGCCAUCUUCGUUAUUCUAAUAUGUAUGGCCAUUUCUUCGCUUCGAGGAUCUGAUUUGAAUGGAAAGUUUGGUUUUUAUUAUCGUCCCGUUAAUCACAUUACAUGGUCAUCAAAAUUAUGUGAAAAUCAAACUUUAGCUCAAUCAUAUUUAAAUAAUACUCGACAACUUAUAACUACUUUUGAAACAAAUGGUUCCUAUACUCAAGUUCUUCAAAAACGUGCUCAAGCAAUAGCUUAUUUCAAAAAUAAUAAUAAUACAGUUCUUCUUUCAUCGAAUUGCAGUCAAUUUUUCAUUGGUCUUAAAAAUGCUCGAAAACUUGAUGCACAAGCUUUAUUACAACAAAGAAUAUAUGAAGAAAAUGCUGCUCGUCUUUACAAACGAAUUCUUCAAUCACUUCUUGGUUUUCGUUUUUUUAUAUAUGAUGAUUUCUAA
Rotaria sordida is the source of this 444-nucleotide messenger RNA. NCBI's taxonomy places the organism in Eukaryota, Metazoa, Rotifera, Eurotatoria, Philodinida, Philodinidae. The record is from the annotation of a GenBank genome assembly.